Molecule: messenger RNA, 2976 nt
Organism: Mus musculus (house mouse)
Lineage: Eukaryota; Metazoa; Chordata; Mammalia; Rodentia; Muridae
Gene: Vmn1r52
Product: vomeronasal 1 receptor 52
Exons: 4
Coding region: 444-1373 (309 amino acids)
Biological process (GO): sensory perception of chemical stimulus; G protein-coupled receptor signaling pathway
Cellular component (GO): membrane; plasma membrane
Molecular function (GO): pheromone receptor activity
Source: RefSeq, marked validated
GUGACAUAAAGGUGGGAAUGAUGCUCCACACUGGGAUUUUUAUGCUCUUCACCUGGAACUUGUCACCUUAGAAAGACACUAAACUUACAAGCUGUAAGGAUGCAUUAAAGACUCCCUUCACCUAAGCCUGUGCAGGAUCUCCUUGGGCAGAGUUCUCCCCUGCUAUGUCCAUCUGGAUGUUCCCUGAGCCAAACCUGCAGGAGCUGUGAUAUAAACUUAUUUAUUGUGGUAGGUUCCCCCACAAUUUGCAGAUCACUGUGUUGUGUGCAGUUGUACUUUGGGUGAUGGUCUCCAUCUGCUGUCAAGGGGACCUUCUAUGAGGAGGGCAGAGCAUCAGAAAUGAAAAGAGAAUAAUUCCAGUGGCUUACAUUUCGAUGGAGAUCAUGAUGUCCAGGAAACACGUCCCCAUUUGACAGCUACUACGUGCUUCUACCCAGUAUAACAUGAAUAAAGACCAUACACUGUACUGUAGUGUUUACAUCAGAAAUGCCUUCUUCUCUGAGAUAGGCAUCGGGAUCUCAGCCAACAGCUGCCUUCUCCUCUUCCACACCUUCAUGUUCAUUCGUGGGCACAGGCCCAGACUCACGGACUUGCCCAUUGGCUUUGUGGCCCUAAUACACCUAGUGAUGCUGCUACUUGCAGCAUAUAUAACAGAAGACUUUUUUAUGUCUUCAGGAGGAUGGGAUGACAUCACAUGUAAACUAGUCAUUUUCUUGCACAGGUUUUUCAGGAGCCUCUCUGUUUGUGCCACUUGCCUGUUGAGUGUCUUCCAGGCCAUCAUCCUCUGCCCUCAAAGCUCUCACUUAGCAAAGCUCAAACAGAAUUCCCCACAUCAGCUCUCAUAUUUUUUUAUUUUUCUGAGUAUCUUCUAUACAUCUAUCAGCAGCCAUAUUUUAAUAGCAGCUAUUCCCACACAAAAUAUCACCUUUGUUAAUCUUAUAUAUAUCACAAAUUCUUGUUCUUUUCUACCCUUGAGUUCAUCAAUGCAACAUACCUUUUCCACACUGUUGGCUUUCAGGAAUGUCUUUGUUAUUGGUCUCAUGGGCCUCUCGACAUGCUACAUGGCUACUCUCUUGUGCAGGCAUAAGACUCGGUCCCAGCGCCUUCAGAACUCAAAACUUUCUCCCAAAGCAACUCCAGAGCAACGAGCCCUCAGGACCAUUCUAAUGCUUAUGAGCUUCUUUCUGCUGAUGUCAACAUUUGACAGCAUCAUCUCCUACUCAAGAACUAUAUUACAGGGAAAUCCACUGCCCUUUUGUUUCCAGAUUCUUGUCGCUCAUAGCUAUGCUGCUGUCAGUCCUCUUCUGGUUCUCAGUAAUGAAAAACGUAUAACUAACCUGUUGAUAUCCAUGUAUGAGAAGAUAGUACUUUGAUUUUCUGUGAGGGUAAGUUUUCUCACAGUGAGCCAUCAUUUGGCACCAGAGCUAUGGCAUAAUGUGCAUGGUUUGAGUUUAAGUGAAAAUGUGGACUUGUGUCUUUUCUAUUUAACGCAUGCGCUUUUUUAUAACUGUAGGUAUGGAAGGUCUAUAUUUAAAAAAAAAUCAAACACACACUGAAUGAUUGCAAAUGUUUUCCCUUAACUCUCUUCUGAGAAAAUCUGAAAGGUGAUCAGGCUUGUCACAAUCUGAAUGACUUACACUUUUCUAAAUCUGUGCUGAUUAAAGACAAUCUCUUCAUUGCCCCUUUAUGUAUUUUUAAAUAUUAGGUAAACAGCAUAUAUAAUGACAUGAUAUGAAACACACACAUGUGUGUCCAUGCACAUAUCUAUUUUAUUCAAGAGUAAAAUAUAUAUAUAUGUGUGAAAAUGUUUUUAAUAAAUUUUCAAUAUUUCAAGGUACAAAAAAGCUAAGAUCUAGGACAUUCCAGAUAUAGGAAAACAAUUAUUUCCUCUGUCUGCAUGAAGUACAAUUCAGUAUUCAGAAUCUAGGAGAUUCUGGAGCAUGAACUAAUGGAAAUGAGCUCUGAAUCUACUCUGCAAAGGGAAAUUUCUGUCACACAAGAGCAGUUAUUGUAUGAAUCUACCUAUAGAGGGUAGGACUCAGAGGACCCAACAUGAAUGAAAUGCAGCACUGUGUUCUAGGUAUUGAAGAAAUUGACAUUGUGCAAAUUUUUCUGAAUGAAGUUGGAGUUUCAAUUCAGGACUGGAGUGCUGUAGACAUGUGCACACUGAUUGGACAAUAAUGUGAAUGUCCUCUCCAACACCACUGUAUGGCCAUGAUGUUCAGAAUGGGAAAUGUGUGUCUCACAUGUAUUUUGUCAUGAUGAAAAUGUAUUCAGGUACUUUAGCCUUGCUGAAAAAAAUGAUUGAAUAUGUAAAGAUUCUAAAAGUACCAAAUUGCAAUUUCUCAACAGUUUCAAAUAUUAUAAUAAAUUUAUCCCUUGCAAUGGGUUGACCAUCAUUCCUGAUGUUCUAUCUCUUAUUGUCUGUUUUCCCCUGAAGGAUACAAGCUCUUCAUUUAAUCAGCCUUUUUAGGGAGGAGCACCUUGCAAGGGUUUCCCAUCUGGUGUAGGAAUACAGUUCUGACCUUCUUGAUGAGGUGUUUUAUAUGCAGUUCAAACUCCAAGUGAAAAUUAAGAAAAAAAUAGAAUAUUACCUAGCAUGAAAGCAACUAAUCUUAAACAAAGUGUGGGCUAUUCUUUUGUAUUGUAAAACAAUCAAUCCAAUAUAAACAUACCCAGUGUUGUAUUUUUCCAUCAAUACUUAGUAUCAUAUGCACUUAAUAUGUCAGAAGAACAACUUUGUGAAAUGUUAUGAACUAAUACCACCUACAUCCUAUCACCUAGUGUAGCCUCCCCCAGCCUUGAGCAGUCUGGCUCACAGCUGUUCUGCCACUGUCAGCUAGCCCACCUAGGGUGGAGUUUUCAGACCUAGAUAGGUCUAUUGUUCUGCCACUUCUGCAGUUUUCUCCAAGAUGCUGCUACCCACUCUGAGUCUGAACCUGUCUUCCUGAGGCAAUCCUGAAUAAGCAAGAGCCU